AUGGCUUUCUUUCAAUUGGUCGUCAAAGCUCACAGGCUCAAGUAUCGCAGAGUCCGCUACCAGGAGGAAAAGCUCGCCUCCAUACAGCUCUCCAGAGGCGUCAAGGUCAAAUUGUCCCUCUGGCAGAGAGCCCGCCGAAAAAAGCUCGAACUGAAGCGCAAAGCUCGCGACUGCCUGAGCUCGCUGUCCUGCUGGCCGGAGGAGUCGCUGCUCGGUCGUCUCUACCGGGCCCUCAAGAGCCCGGGCACCCUCGAGAACUACAUCUUGACGAGCCUGCUGGGCUUCCUGUUCGGCGUCCUGCUCACCUACCUGUUCUUCCUGUUCUUCGUGUUCCAGCUGCGCUUCGGUGUGAUCGCCGCGACGAUCGCCUGCUCCGUGCUCGGCCUCCUGCUCAGCCUCGGGCUGGCCUUCUCGGGCCGGGUGCGCUGCCUGGUCUUCCUCUUUCUGCCGCAGUUCUUCACGAAGCGCGGCCGCCAGGCCAUGAUGGCCUACGCCUUCAUCCUGACGCUCACGGGCCCGGCCAAGAACACCCUCUACAACAUCGGCGUGCUCUCGGAGUCGCUGGCCUGCGGUCAGCAGCUGCUCAAGGAGACGGUCCAGGCCGUCAUCGAUCUCAUCAAGCAGCCCUUCCUCGCCCUCAGGGACUCGUUGAGCAAGACCGUCAAGUCCAUCAAGGCCGUGGUGAGGCGCAUCAAGCAGACCCUCGUCGCCCUCAAGCGGCUCGUCCUCAGCAUACUACGCAUCAUCAAGUCGGUGUUCGAGUGGCUGGGCAGCAUCGUGCGCAUUUGCAACAAAAAGUUCGGCACCCCGUACGAGCGCUGCAAUCGCAUCUUCGAGAACGCCGAGGCCGACUGCCGGUCCAAGCUCGGCUCGGUGCUCGAGCACCUCUGCAAUCUCACCUACCUGCCGAGGACCGUCUGCGUGGCCCUCAAGCCGCUCGAUCUCGUCUGCAGCCUCGUCUCCUACGUCUCGGACUCGAUCGUCGGAGUGGUUCAUGCAAAGCUGAAGACGUUCGCGCGUGAGAUGAAGCUCAUAUUCUACGUGAAGAUCAAGUUCUCGCACUCGUUCCACUUCGAGACGAACAAGAGCCAGAGCAUCGGCCAGAUAGCUUCGAACAUCUCGGGCGAGAUCAAGGACAAGACGCGCCACUUCUUCUCCCUCAUCGACUGGGUCAGUCUGCUCACGAGUCUCUUCUUUCUCGUGCUGUGCCUCAGGGUAAUUUAUUAUCGUUACAAGUGGCUGAGCAGCGAUCGCUUCGACAAUCGUUACAUUUCAAGCCUGAUGCGCGAGAUAGACGCGAAGCGCGCUCGCCUCGACAAGGAGACCAUCUUCCCGCUCAACAGGCGCGAGCGCGAGAAGUACACGUCGCUGGGCUCGCUCUUCCUGAUCCAGUCGGAGCGCAGGCGCCUCGGCCGCACCGUCGUCUUCCUCGCGACCUCGAGCUGCAAGCUGGCCGUCUACAUGCUCGUCGACUACUGCCUGUACUGGCUGCUGGACACGAUCAGCCGCCACGGGCAGCGGAUGCGCCGAGCCAAGCAGCCGAGCUUCGCCGGCCAGGUGCGCGUCCAGGGCCGGGGCUUCCUCGCCGAGGUCUAUCGCAGCCUCGCGCGCUCCUUCACGCCGCGCAUACGCGACUCCGAGAUCGAGGGCGUGCCCUGCCUGCCGGUGCCCAAGCGGCCCGACUACGACGCCUACGCGCAGAUCGGCGUGCUCGUGCUCUUCUGCUGGCUCGUCGCCCUCUUCGAGCCCUACGGCCUCAGACUGAGGCACACGGUGCUCAACUACUACUAUCCGGAGCGAGCUCGCCAGCGGGCCGUCUGGCUCUACAAUCGGAUCCUGCGAUCGCGCGGCUCCUUCCUCAAGUUCGCGCGUCGACAGUUGCGCCGUCGCUUCGGCAUCGGUGACGGCGGAGCCGUGGAAAAGGUCAGCCUGCGGGAGCGUCUCUGGGCCGUCUUUCCGAUCCUCGGCCGAAUCUGGCCCGUCAAGGAGCGAGCCACCUGUCUGCUCUGCGGCGAGCCGGAGCGCGACAAGUCGGCGCCCCACGUGCGCUGCCCGACGCCCGGCUGCGUCGGCACCUACUGCGCCCACUGCUUUCGCGAUCUCAGGCGCAUGUGCACCGUGUGCAUGUCGCCCCUGGACUACGGCGAUCUGAGCGACUUCAGCGAGGAGAGAGAUUCUUCCGACGAUCAGGUUGAUUUGACGCAUUUAAAAAAGCAACAGUUGGACAAACAUAGUUAUAGCUAUCAAGACGAUGAAUCUGAAAUAUCGCCUUUUCCUCUAAGAACUAAAUUCAAGGACGUCGAAGCUCAAACGAUAUGCGACGAUGUUACCAUGCAGAUUUUCGACUUGUCCAUGAGCGAGUCAUCGGACAGCGACCAGCGCAUAUCCUGCUUCGGUAUCGUCGCAAAGAGGGAGCAAUUACGAGAUACCGAUUCCACCUCGAUCGCCAACACGGAGUCUUGGCCAACCGAGGAGGUGAGCAACGACCAGGCCCCGAUGAGCAUCGAAUCGCUCAACUCCGAGGAGGAAAAUCGCCAAGAGGAAGACGCUGCCCAAUUGGCUUCUGAGGAGGAGAAAUACUCCGAUGACGAAUUACUCUUUGAUCGCGAUAGCGAGCGGAAAAAGUCACGUAAAACUGGAUUCAAAAGUAUCUUGCCCAACAUCAGGAAAAUAUUUCCGUUCAUUCGGAAGAAAAAGAAGAAGAAAAACAAGGAUAUUAAUUUGAAGUGCAUGAACAAGUGUCGAUGCUCGUCAACCAUCGAUCGGGAUGGCGAGUCGCAGCAAUUAAGACAUCGCGGUGGAUCCGAUGGUUCAAAGAAAGUUUCAAAACGAAAUUUAUCAUGCUCGUGUAGGGAUUCGUCGAGCAGCAAACCAAAGUCUCGUCGUCGAUCGAAUCAACGGAGUACAUACGAACAGAAGCUUGAGCCAUUUCGAACGCAAGAAAUACCCAAACAUUUACGUAGGGUCUGCAGCGAUACAAAAUAUUACGAGAUAAACGAGAGUAGCUCUUCUUGGUACUCGCCCCGAGAUGCGUUCGAGGGCAGAUUUGACCCGAGCGAGCUGAGCGAUAGCUCGGAGUGUUCGGCCGAUAGCAAUCCUUCCAGAGACAGGUGCAGCGCCUCCAUCAACGAAAGCCACGAUAGUUCUUGUACAUUCACUUCCGGCACGACUAAUCAAUCUGGGUGCGAUGCUCAAAGUCAAUCGACAAAUCCUUCGUUAUACGACGUUAUCAUGGAAACAUCGGACGAUACAUCGGUCUCGGAAAAUGUCGUUGAGCCACGAAAAAUCAGUCGUCCGAGCAUCGAGGAAUCGUCGUCGGAAUCGGAAUCCUCGACAAACUCCUCGGUCUCCAGCGAGACACCGAGAAAAACGUCGAAACCGAACAUAAUCAGGGACGAAUCGAGCAACGCCGAUGUCAACUCGAUUCUCGACUGUCCAAUUAUCGUAUCCAGCGGACAACUCGGUUCGAUUAUGAUGGAUCUUACGGAUAUCAGCGACCAAGUCAAUACCGCGAUGGAUCGUCCAAGCACGAGCAACAAUUUCUAUUCCCAGCCGGAGCUUACAGGCAGUAGCAGCAGUAACGGCAUGAGGAUCCAGCUGAAGGAUCGUAUUCGCGAAGAUAGCGAUUGA
Molecule: messenger RNA, 3630 nt
Organism: Trichogramma pretiosum
Lineage: Eukaryota; Metazoa; Arthropoda; Insecta; Hymenoptera; Trichogrammatidae
Product: DC-STAMP domain-containing protein 2-like
Exons: 12
Coding region: 1-3630 (1209 amino acids)
Cellular component (GO): membrane
Source: RefSeq, a predicted model, not a curated record